AUGAUGUUCAAACUUAUAGUUUUGUCGGUUGCCUGCAUCUUCAUCGCUCAACCAGUACAGUGUGGGAUUAUUUCAAAUUUAUCCAAUAUAAAGACAGCAGCAGUCGGUACUGUAUCGGAUAUUGCUUCGAUAGUUCCAAAUGUGAUCACGGCUAAAGGUUCAGCUGUAUUGCAAGCGGCUGCUGAGACAGGCAACAUUAUCGCUGUCAGCGCGGGACUUAAAGCUGAAGCCCUAGAAAGACUGUCCACAUCUAUUACCGACUCCAUAUCUGAGGGCCUGGUGUCUGUUGGGAGACGCUUAUCGAGACAGGGCACUGGUUUAGUUGAAGAUACACUGGCAAACUCCGAUUAUGCUGGAUUGGGCGUGGUUAGUACGAAAGUCUUGUACUUAAUUGUGUAG
Arctia plantaginis is the source of this 399-nucleotide messenger RNA. The record is from the annotation of a GenBank genome assembly. Lineage: Eukaryota; Metazoa; Arthropoda; Insecta; Lepidoptera; Erebidae.